AUGACCAGGCAAACAAUGGAAGCGAUGAUGGAUAUUGCAGUAGGGAUUUGGGUUUUGUAUAUGGGAUUCUGACUUGGAGGGUGGUUGAAGCUCUACUCCGUGGGCGUGACGCCUGGAGAGAAGCUCGAUAUGCGGCAGUCGAGCAGUCGAGCUUCACCAGCUCAAACGGCGCGGCUCAAAACCUCACUUCUCAGCUACGAUGCUCCUUCACCUGCUACAAGGCUACACAGGUGCAGCUCCAACAGGGCCCGACAAUGAUCACUGCGAAUGCCAUAAAAGCAACCCUCGUCUAG
Trichoderma reesei QM6a is the source of this 293-nucleotide messenger RNA. RefSeq lists its product as uncharacterized. Lineage: Eukaryota; Fungi; Ascomycota; Sordariomycetes; Hypocreales; Hypocreaceae. The transcript has a single exon. The record is from RefSeq and is a predicted model, not a curated record. The annotation marks the transcript as partial.